Messenger RNA from Sclerotinia borealis F-4128, 1209 nucleotides. The record is from the annotation of a GenBank genome assembly. Lineage: Eukaryota; Fungi; Ascomycota; Leotiomycetes; Helotiales; Sclerotiniaceae.
AUGCUUUCCCACAUCACUGCUUUCCUCGCUCUUGGAGCAAUGGUUGCUCAAGCAGCUCCGGCUCCAGCAACCUUUGCUCAAAGUUCCUCCGCCCACAGUGUACCAGCCAUUCACAACCCGAACUAUGUUCGCAAUGGUACUGCGUCUUUGCUCAAGGCAUAUGCCAAGUACCACAUCCAGCCUACCCAGCCAAUGUCUGAUGCAUUUCUUUCGGCACUCCAAAAGAGACAAGAUAGUUCUGCUUCGGCUAUUCCUUCUGAUGGUGUUGAGUAUCUCGUUCCUACGACCGUUGGAGGACAAACUCUCAACCUUGAUUUGGAUACUGGUUCAGCAGAUUUAUGGGUUUUCUCCUCGCUCCUCGCCUCCUCAUCUCGCUCAGGUCAUGACUACUACACUUCGAGCAAGAGCUCCACAUACAAGGCUCUCUCUGGCUAUACCUGGAGCAUUCAAUAUGCAGAUGGUUCAGGAGCCAGUGGUUUGGUAGGUACAGAUACCGUUACUAUUGGCGCUACCAAAGUCACUGGCCAAGCAGUCGAACUUGCCAACAAAGUUUCCUCCACGUUUGUCUCUGAUCAAGCCGAUGGGCUCAUCGGUAUGGCUUUCAGCAACAUUAACACUGUUUCACCAAGAUCUCAAUCCACUUUCUUCGACAACGCUCAGAGCUCGCUCAAUGCCCCACUCUUCGCCGCUUACCUUCCAGUCAACGCCAGUGGAGCAUACGACUUCGGAUACACGGACUCGAGCAAAUACACUGGUGACAUCACCUACGCCCCCGUCAACUCCGGAAACGGUUUCUGGGAAUUCCCAUCUACCUCCUACAAAGUCGGCGCCACCACUCAUUCCGCAUCAGGCUUCACUGGUGUUGCCGAUACUGGCACCACGCUCCUUCUCAUGAGCGAUUCGGCCAACAUGGCAUACUAUUCCCAAGUCUCGGGCGCUGAAUAUUCCAGCACCUAUGGCGGAUAUGUGUUCCCAUGUUCCGCCAAGCUCCCCACGUUGUCGAUCAGAAUCGGCACGACCGCAUAUGCAACCAUCCCAGCUUCGCUAUUGAACUUUGGAGUGGCAAGCGGAAACACCUGUUAUGGUUCUCUCCAGAGUGUGGGAGGUGGAUCGCAAAAUAUCUAUGGUGAUGUUUUCUUCAACGCGUACUAUGGUGUCUUUGACAAGAGCGGACCUUCUUUCGGUUUUGCUGCUAGCAGUGCUGUUUAA